GCCAGACGUGUGUCAUUCCAAAAGACAGCCGGCGGCAAUCCAACCCCCAACACCGCUGUGGGCAUCCAAACGCGCUUUGUACCCAUCCACCGUUUUCCCAGAAUGGCGUAUUUGUUGCCGCACCUGCACAGCGGGUGGGAGGUCGACCAGGCCAUCGUCACGGCGGAAGACCGGGUGGUCGUCAUCCGAUUCGGCCACGACAACGACGCGACGUGCAUGGUGCAGGACGAGAUACUGAUGAGCAUCGCCGACAAGGUCAAGAACUUUGCCGUGAUCUACCUCGUCGACAUCACGGAGGUCCCCGACUUCAACAACAUGUACGAGCUCUUCGAUGAGUAAGUGUGUGUGUGUGUGUGUGUGUGUGUGUGUGGUUGUGUGGCUGUGUGUGCAACAGUGUGCAUUUGUCUUUGUGCUUGUGGUUGGCGUGUCAAAGUGGGCGAGGUUGGGUGCUGCACCGAGAACACCGCUGUACCACCAAAGAACUAACGAAAGUCAUUCUCGUUCCAAUGCAAUACCGACGAACCCACCGCGACGAACGAUGCGUGUUGUGUUGCGAUGGUUGGUUUGUUGCGCCGGCGCAAACAAUCGUGUGUGCAUCGAUGCAUUCGUGGCUCCGAACCAUUGUCCCGGGGAACGCGACAACGCCCRCCAACAGUUGCACGACGAUGUUUUUCUACCGAAACAAGCACAUCAUGGUCGACCUCGGAACCGGAAACAACAACAAGAUCAAUUGGGCCCUGGCGGACAAGCAGGAAAUGAUCGACAUCAUCGAAAUGGUGUAUCGCGGGGCCAGAAAGGGACGGGGUCUGGUGGUCUCGCCGAAGGACUACUCGACCAAGUACCAAUACUAGUGGAAGCGGUACCGAUGGUGCGGCGGGGAGGGAGGGAACGGGCGCGCGGGAACGAACGAAGCGCCGGCGGGUUGGUUCGCUGCAAACCAUCGCACCGGAGGGACUUUUUUUGUGGGGAGGAGGUCGGGAGCGACGUGGCGGGUUGCUUGUGUCUCGCAAAGUGUGCCACAAAGAACAGAACCGAGGAAGGCUCUUGCGCAUUGCGAUUUCCGAUGGCCGYUGUGGUUGUGAGGUCUGGCUAGUCUUGGCUCCUUGCCGUGUGAAUUCCAGUGACAAGAAUYGGAGGGAACACUUUCGCUCGAGCGGGAGGCUCUGGAGCAUCGCUGCGAGACUGCAUGUGURCUUUCGCAAAGCGGGCUCGACACAACACCGCA
Messenger RNA from Pseudo-nitzschia multistriata, 1225 nucleotides. NCBI's taxonomy places the organism in Eukaryota, Bacillariophyta, Bacillariophyceae, Bacillariales, Bacillariaceae. The record is from the annotation of a GenBank genome assembly.